This is a messenger RNA of Daphnia pulex (common water flea), 3299 nucleotides long. RefSeq names its product myc box-dependent-interacting protein 1-like (gene Amph). The transcript is spliced from 8 exons. Gene Ontology annotation, molecular function: phospholipid binding; protein binding. Lineage: Eukaryota; Metazoa; Arthropoda; Branchiopoda; Diplostraca; Daphniidae. The record is from RefSeq and is a predicted model, not a curated record. Bases 585 to 1868 code for a protein of 427 amino acids. Gene Ontology annotation, cellular component: plasma membrane; cytoplasm.
CUGAUGCGUCACGUUUAGUACCUUGUACUAGUGUGUGACCCGAUUCGUAAAAUUCUUUUUGCCUUCGAAAUCCUCAUUCCCUAAAGAAAAACAUUUUUCUUUUCUUUCUUUUCUCCUGCUGGUUUGUGUAACGUGACCAAGUAUGGCCAAGUUAAGCGCGACUUUGUGUACUAUAGUCAAAGAACUUCAACCCACCUACAUACACUAGACAUCUUUUGUUUUCUCUAUUCCGCCUACGUUGGCAUUUCCCUUUUGGUCCGAGUAAAAACACCUUUUUGGGUGGAAGGGUCGUCGGCCAGCGCCAUCUAGCGGCAGUUGGCGCAACUAGAUGUCUUUUUAGUUCCUUCGUUCGACGUCUGGGGCCCCUCCUGACGUUGAAUUUCCAGCCGAGUCGGAGAGUCGAGUUAGCCCUCGGUUAAGUCACGGUCGGGUCUUAACUGCUGGUGUGUGUGUGUGUGUGUGUGCAACGGGCGUAGUAUAUAUACACAGAGAGGCGAUAGACACACUAGUGGACGAGAAGUGAGUCGGGUCUUGUCUCUUGCUCCUUCUGCUGCUGCUGCUGUUUUGUUGCUGUUGUUGACGCCAUGGCUAGUGAAUCGAAAGGAUUGGUGUUCGCCACGGCCGUGAAGAAACACGCUGGACGGGCCAAAGAAAAGAUCCUGCAAAAGGUGGGCAAAGUGGACCGGACAGCCGACGAGAUCUUCGACGAUCACGUCCAGAAUUUCAACAAGCAACAAAAUGCGGCCAACAAACUCCAAAAGGAGCUCAACAAUUACAUCCGCUGUGUCAAAGCCAUGCAAGCGGCCAGCAAGACUCUGUACGAGUGCAUGUCGGAGGUGUACGAACCGGACUGGACGGGGCACGACUUGCUGACGGUCCAGUCACAAAACAUUGAAAUGCUCUGGCAAGAUCUUGGCCACAAAAUGACGGACCAGGUCCUCAUCCCACUCAACACCUACCAGGGCCAAUUCCCCGAAAUGAGAAAAAAGAUUGAAAAGAGAGGGAGGAAGCUGGUGGACUACGACGGACAGCGACACAGUUUCCAGGCCCUGCAGAGCUCCAAGAAGCGAGAGGAAGUCAAGAUCGGCCGUGCCAAGGAGCAAUUGGAGGAGGCCAAACGGACGUUUGCCGUUUUCAACGCGGAGCUCAACGAGGAGCUGCCGUCGCUCUACGACUCGCGUCUGCCAUUUUUCAUCACCAACUUGCAGACUCUCUUCUCGGCCGAGCAGGUGUUCCACUCUGAGCUCUCAAAGGUCCACGGCGAGUUGGAGUCCAUCAUCGACAAAUUGGCCAAGGAGUCGAGCGGACGGACGUCGUCGAGCCACUACAGGCGCAGCUCGCCGCCCACGCAGAUGCUCUCGUCACCCGGCAGCAAUUCGCUCAACAGCCCAGAAAACGUGGGUUCACGCGGAUCGAGACUGGGUCGGACGGAACAGGACGAGGACAACACGAGUCCGUUCCACGACCACCACCAACACAACAACCAAAAUGACCACGACAACUACAGCAAACAAUCUGGCGGGGGACUCAUUGGAGGCGGAACGGGAGCUGGCGGAUUGAAGGAUUACGAACCGGUUGAAGUCGGAGCCCAAGUCGGCGAAAUGACGACGACCAGCACUCCGACCAACAAUGGCGCAGGAGGUGCUACGACGGAUAACCUUCCGCCAGGUGUUCUCUACAGAGUCCGAGCCACUUACAAGUAUCAAGCGGAAGAUGAGGAUGAAUUGUCUCUUGAGGUGGGCGACACGGUCCAAGUGAUUGAAUACGAAGAUCCCGAGGAACAGCAGGAGGAAGGUUGGCUGAUGGGCAUCAAAGAGGCGACAGGACGUCAGGGUCUCUUCCCGGCCAAUUUCACUCGACCCAUCUGAGGUGGAACAAGUUGACAAGAAGAAGAAGGAAAGAAACAAGCACAGCCAUGAUGAAGAAGAAAAAACAAAAAAAAACAAAAACUCAUUUAAACUAACGAAUCUGAAAUGGAAAGAAGAUCUGGGGCGAAAUUAAAACCAAACGAAACAAGCUUAUAAGCAGCUCAAGAAGAUUAAAAAACCAGACUAAAAAAACGAAAAAAGGAAACCAGCUAUCAAACACUCUUUAAAAUUAUUCAACACCAGACUCCUCUUUCUUUUUUGAAAAAUUCUAUUGGAAGAAGAAGAAGAAAAAACCAGAACAAUCGUAUGGAAAGUGUUAAUUUAGAUCUGAUUGCACUCUCAUCAUCAUCAUAUCCCCCUCCUUCCCCACUUAUAAUAUUUUUCAACAAGUGGGGAAGAAGAAGAAGAAUAAGUUUUUUUUUUAAAUAUUAUUCAAUUGAACCUGUGUUUACCCACCCUCCUUUCCCAGUGGUCGUAGGUGUUACAUGAUAUUCCCUCCCUCUAGCUCUUUAUAUAAUUAAUUCUCGUAAUUUUUCAUUAUUUUUAAUUCAAAAGAAAGAAAAGUGUGCCAUGAAUCUCCUUCUCUCUCCGCUCCCAUUUUUUCGUUAUUUUUGCGUGUGCUAAAAAAGGUGUGUGACACUGUCUCUCUCGGUGAAAACGACAAGGAUCCUCUUCUUCAAAAAUUAGCAACAAGAAAAACAAAGAAACGAAGAAUAUUUCUUUUUUUCUUUUAAUUAUCAUUUGUCAAUCGGAAAAGACUCGAGCAUGAAUUUUUCUUUAUUUCUCUCCUACCUCUUAAUUAUUUCCCCCUUUCUCCACUUACAAAAACAAACAACCAUUAAUGAUUUAUAUUUUCUAGUUUAAUCCUGUUGAGAUAAUAUAGCCAUAAAGACAUUGAGUUUAUUAUUAUUAUCGUAAUAAUUAAUUGACGGCCAUAUUUUGACACGCCCUUUCUAUAUUCUUUUUCGCCUUAAUUUUUCCGAGUAUUUCCGAUGACAAAAACAAAACCCAACGUCCAUUUCCUUGAAACUGAAUCGAGCAAACAACAAAAACAAAGGUGCCUUGUGUGUGAUGCGAAGAAAUGCAAAAGAUAACAAACAUUUGUGACAGCUGUUUUUUUUAUUUUUUUUCAAUUACGUUUGAAUUAGUUUUUGUUUUUUUAGGCUCGAUAAGAAAAAAAGGAGAUAUUAAUUGCAAAUGAAUUAGAAUUUAACGACUCGAUGAUAUUUUGGAUUGUUUUUGAAAAUAUUACUGAUCCACUAUUUUGCUGCUGCACAACCGAUUUUUGCGAUGGGCUUCCCACAACAACAAUUCCCUACAACAACAAACAACAAAGAUCCUUUUAUUGACUCUUUCUUUCUCUCUGACUCCUUUUUCCCCAAUCUUUUUUUGAACAACCAAUAAAAAGAUAGUCGAUUAAUCUAAACCCAA